AUGGCUUCUUCAAAGCUUCAAGCCUUCUGGAACCACCCUGCUGGCCCCAAAACCAUUCAUUUUUGGGCUCCAACCUUUAAAUGGGGGAUCAGCAUUGCAAACGUUGCCGACUUUGCUAAGCCUCAUGAAAAGAUAUCCUAUCCUCAGCAAGUUGUUAUUGCUUGCACUGGAAUCAUCUGGUCACGCUACAGCAUGGUUAUCACACCGAAAAACUGGAACCUUUUCAGCGUUAGCGUUGCAAUGUCCGGUACAGGCCUAUACCAGCUUUCUCGUAAAAUAAGGAAAGACUACUUCUCGGAUGAUGAAAAGGAGGCCACUGCUGCAUCACUCGAACUGGAAGCAGAAAUGGCGACUGACUCGACUUAA
Messenger RNA from Triticum turgidum subsp. durum (durum wheat), 366 nucleotides. The record is from the annotation of a GenBank genome assembly. NCBI's taxonomy places the organism in Eukaryota, Viridiplantae, Streptophyta, Magnoliopsida, Poales, Poaceae.